Messenger RNA from Prosopis cineraria, 2025 nucleotides. RefSeq lists its product as uncharacterized. Bases 245 to 1870 code for a protein of 541 amino acids. The record is from RefSeq and is a predicted model, not a curated record. Gene Ontology annotation, molecular function: metal ion binding; phosphatidylinositol binding. Lineage: Eukaryota; Viridiplantae; Streptophyta; Magnoliopsida; Fabales; Fabaceae. The transcript has 5 exons.
ACAAGUCCAGGGUCCAUACGCAAGGAAGACGUAAACACUGGAGGAGCCGAAAGCUGCAAUACGCUAUCGAAACUCCAAGUCGAAUUUUAUCUCGCACCCUUUUCGUGUUUAUUGUUAAAAGUUCGAUCUUUUGGGCUCGACUGAUUAUUUUUUCAGCCAAAUAGAUGUCUGAAAAUUCAUUAUUAUCGUUUGACGGAUCACAUCUGUAGAUAUCGUUUGCCCUAUCUGGUGCUUAAUAGAUUUUAUGACGAUGGAGGGCAAUUGGAAAUCUAAGGAUCAAAUUGAAGUUUCAGAAGGCUUAUACACAAGGGUUUCUGAUUUCUCCUUUGGCGACCGGAUGCCCACUUCUCCUACUGGUGAUGAGCAGGUCGGUAAUCUGCGAGACCAUGUUAUCAAGGAUAACGAUCAUCAUGGUUCUUUCUCCACUGCUGACCUUGAAAGGCAUAGUACAAAUACUUCCUCGUUCUAUCCUGCGUUGUCCGGAGAGACAUUGGGAAAAAAUAAAGAAAACCUGGAAAAAUCAGGUAACCUUCAGAGGAGAGGAAAAUAUUUCUAUUAUGAUUCUCCGCUGUAUGAAGAUACUGGGGUUUGGAUACCAGUUUCGGUUCCACCUAUGUUGGAAGGUGAACAUGAGGAGCGGGCUAGAGGUUUUCACUCAAAUGGCGGCUAUUUUCCAGAGGGUGACUUGGGAUGGAAUCAAUACCUUGGAGAAGAAAAGGAAUUGACCAUGUGGGAUGUAAUAGUAGAAAUGCUGCUUGUGGCCCGUGGAAAAGUGACUUCUUUGGCUUCAGGAGAUAUUCAGAAAUGCAACUUUUCAUGGAUAUCAAACCUUGUACUUGAACAAGCUUGGAAGGAGAUGGCUCAAACUCUCACAGAGGCCAACUUUAGUAAUUUGAAGGAAUUGCUUGAAACGGAGCCUCCAAAAUGGUUGCCUGAUAGCUCUUCUUCUUCUUGUAUGCUUUGUGGUGUGCGGUUUCAUCCUAUCAUGUGUUCACGGCAUCAUUGCCGGUUUUGUGGAGGAAUAUUUUGUGGUGAAUGCUCCAAAGGACGAAGCUUGUUACCAAUCAAGUUUCGAGUCUCUGAUCCCCAAAGAGUCUGUGAUGUCUGUUGUGUACGGCUUGAGUCUGUACAGCCAUAUUUAAUGGACCAGGUUAGUAAUGCAACUCAAGUGCCAACUCAGGAUCUGACAGAUCUCAGCACUUUGAGAUCUUGGCUGAAUUUUCCUUGGGGACAGUCCAUGGAAUAUGAAAUUUAUAAAGCAACUAACACUAUCAAGGCUUAUAAUCAGCUUGGUUCCUUGAAGCCAGAGAAGUCAAUCCCUGAUUUCAUUCUAAGGCAAGCAAAAGGCCUUGCAAUUAUCACUGUUGUGAAAGUGGGAGUCAUGGUUACCUACAAUAUUGGUACAGGACUCGUGGUUGCACGUAGGGAAGAUGGUUCAUGGUCUCCGCCAUCUGCCAUUUCCACAUUUGGUGUUGGAUGGGGAGCUCAGGCUGGAGGAGAGUUAACGGACUUCAUAAUUGUUCUGAGAACAAAGGAUGCUGUCAAGACAUUUAGUGGUAAUAUGCAUAUUUCACUUGGAGCUGGAGCAAGUGCUGCAGUUGGAACUGUUGGAAGGGCAGUUGAAGCUGAUUUUCGUGCAGGGGAUGGUGGUCAGGCUGCUUGUUACACGUACAGCUGCAGUAAAGGUGCAUUUGUUGGAUGUUCACUGGAAGGUAGUAUUGUGACUACACGAUGGCAAGAAAAUUCCCGUUUCUAUGGCAGCCAGUCUUUAACAGCAACAGACUUGCUUCUUGGCUCGUUGCCAAGGCCACCGGCUGCUGCCAUUCUUUACCGUGCUCUUGAAGAUAUCUAUUGGAAGCGUGACGGUUGAUUCAAUCCUUCAGCAUUGCAUUGCAUGCCUCCAAGAUUGUACAGUUGCAUUUAAAACUCAAACUGUAUAGUUAAUUCUUACAUGGCAUUCUUUGUCGUUGUGAAUCCUCCUGAAUCUGUGGAUAUCAAUUAUCAAGAUGAUUGAUUCGUCUGAAA